Messenger RNA from Carcharodon carcharias (great white shark), 4732 nucleotides. It is a transcript of the gene rnf126, whose product is annotated as ring finger protein 126. The record is from RefSeq and is a predicted model, not a curated record. The transcript is spliced from 9 exons. Gene Ontology annotation, cellular component: cytoplasm. Gene Ontology annotation, biological process: protein ubiquitination. Bases 34 to 945 code for a protein of 303 amino acids. Gene Ontology annotation, molecular function: ubiquitin protein ligase activity. Lineage: Eukaryota; Metazoa; Chordata; Chondrichthyes; Lamniformes; Lamnidae.
ACUGUGUGCCAAAAGAUUGAAAAUCUAUUCUUCAUGUCAAGCAUUGUGAUUUGGUUGGAAUACACAUGUCCAAGAUGUGACUCUGGUUUUAUAGAAGAAUUACUUGAUCAAGUACCAAGAAAUACUGAAAAUGGCUCAAGUUCAACAGCUUCUACGAGUGACCAGACUCGACAGUUAUUUGAGGGUUUAGACCAGCACUUGCUUUCCUUACCACAAGCGAGCUAUGGACAGUUUGCAUUUGGCAUUUUGGAUGAUCCCUUUGAUCCCUUCCCCUUUGGAGCCAACCAGAGUUCAGAAGAAAACAGAGACUCUGAAAAUAGGAGGGAACGGGAACACCAGUCGCGACCACGGUAUAGUUCUAGACAACCCAGAGCACCCCGGUUCCCAUCACGGCGCCCUACAACACGAAAUGAAGGAGUGCCAACUCUAGAAGGGAUUAUUCAACAAUUGGUUAAUGGAAUCAUUGCACCCACAGCAGUGCCAAACUUGGGAUUGGGCCCAUGGGGUGUUUUGCAUUCAAAUCCAAUGGACUAUGCGUGGGGAGCCAAUGGCUUGGACACUAUCAUUACACAGGUAGUUAAUCUGCUUCUGAACCAGUUUGAAAAUACUGGCCCACCUCCUGCAGACAAAGAGAAAAUCAAGACUCUUCCCACGGUAGAAAUAACAGAUGAACAUGUAGGUUCUGGUGUAGAAUGCCCCGUGUGUAAAGAAGAUUACAGCGUUGGAGAAACUGUUAGGCAACUUCCGUGCAACCAUUUAUUCCAUAAUGACUGUAUAAUACCUUGGCUAGAAAUGCAUGAUACCUGUCCGGUUUGUCGGAAAAGCUUAAGUGGGCAAAACACAGCAACGAAUCCUCCUGAUUUAUCAAGGAUGAACUUUUCUUCUUCAUCAUCCUCUUCUGCCUCAAGUUCGCCAAGUAAUGAGAAUUCAACAAACAAUUCCUGAAUUUGAACAAAAAGCAUCUAAGGUUUACUGUUUUCAUAUGCAAAAGUGUUUGAUGACUACCGUGAAACAUUUUAUAAUUUAAAUUAUUGUAUUAUGCAUGGCACAAAGAAAGCCAGAGUAAAUGGAGUUUUUUAACAAAGAACUCUUUUCUAAAAUCUCUACUCGAACAUGAAUACCCACUUUUCCUUUUCAAGAUUUGUUUUAUAGAUUUAACUUCUGGGACCGAUUUAAAAAUUUUUCUUAUCGACAAGCUGCUAUGUUCAAUUUAUUUCAUCUCACUUGGGGUGGAAAAGGCCCUGUGUGCACAUUGCUGUAAUCAUACUGCUGUGAAUUAUCUUAAGCAGUGGAAGAUGUCUGCUGUUCUUUCUUUCACAAAUAUAUAUAAAUCCUUAACCAUUGUAAUGUGUUUUAAGAUGAAUGCAGCUGUUGAACUCUGGGCAUUUUCAUUCUAUUUUAUAGUCCUGAAUUUUAUUUUUCUCAUACUAAAAGGGAUUAUUUUUUUCAAAAUAUUUUUUUUUUGAUUGGCAAUUUUAUAGAUACUACGGAAAGCUCAAUGACAGCCAACAUCUUCCCAUCUUUGUUUAAUAGAAAAAUGGGGGGCUGUUUGCUUCAAAUCAAGGGACUGGAGAUAGGAGUGUGUGUGGGGGAAGGGGAGGGAAGAAAAUAUAUCUGACAAUUUAUCUUAAAACAUUGAAGUGGUAAUUGAUUACAUGCUGACAAAAUUCUUUUUAACAACCAUUCCUUGUGUUGAAUCUGAAAAUAUUUGAAUCAUGGAAGAAGUGCAAUGCCUCUACUGACCUAAUCGAAGCAGUUUACGACGGAGUCCAGCAACAUUAAUUUAUCAGCAGCUGGGCUAUUAGUCACUUCCUGUUUAAAAAGCCGGAUUGGCUCACUGUAAAACAUUCUGUAUUCCUUGGGUUUCCUGGCAAGACAUAAAACCUUGAGAUAUGCCCAAAAGUAUGCUUGUCAGUAGGUAACAUACAAUGUAUAGAAAUGUGAUCCAAGCAAAUAACUAGUAAAUUUGUGGAAUUUACUGAGUUUGUUAAUACUGUAUCAACCAUCAAUUGUAUACAAGUCAGUGAAUAAUCAUUUCUUUUUUAAAAAAAACUGUUGUCCUCUUUGAUUUUGUUUACAUACAAUUCUUCUCAUAAAAGGCAAAUCUAAAUGAUCAAUGUGAAACAUGAUUUCCAACUUCAAUAAUUAUGAUGGAACUUUUCAUUCUUAAACACCUAAUUUUUUUCACUGACUUUUUUAAAAAAAAGUUGUAUAACUAUAGUGAUGCACAACUUGCAGGUAAGGGAAAUGUCUUUUAGUAUACAGUUAAUGAGGUUGCUUAUGUGAUGUGAAGUUUUUUUGUGCUUUUAACAGAGACGAAAAGGGUAUGCUGCCAGUGUAAAGUAAGGAAAGGAUAAGGGGAAAAUAUGCUUAUGAUUCACCGUUCCUUGUCUGUUUCUUACACUUGUCUUAAGCCUGCUGCUUUGUUAAGAUCAAUAUGAGAGCUUUCCUUUAAUUUUGCUAUGCUGCCUGGGGAUCUGGAAUACAGGAUUUCAAACCCUACAACAGAAUUGUCUUGGUUCACGUCAACAAUGGCUGAUUAGUAAAUGGACUUCAACUAGCCCACACAGAUAGGUAUGCUGCUCAGUUGACUGUGGGGAAGCAUUUGAAUCUGAAAGCCAGAGGAUCAGCUGAAUAAACACACAUGGGGGCUGAAGGGAUGAGACUCAGUAAAGCUGCAGAAAGUACAUGAAGUUUUAAAUCACCUACUGGAGAAGUGUUUUUAAAUUUUAAAAAAAUGUAUAGAUGAAGCAGUACUUUACAUAUACCACAAACUUUGUAAUGUGCUCCUGAACAAUCUUAUUGAAGUGCAACAUAUGUACAUAUACAUCAUUUGUUAAUGUGUACCUAUAAAUACAUCUGCAUUUUAUUAUUGGGCUUUGGUAUAUUUAAGAACUUAAUUCCAUGUCUGAAUUUUAAAACAAUACCUGAGACUUGAGCAAAGAAGUUCACUUCUAUGAUUUUGACUGUGGUGUUGAUUUUGAGAUGGAGAUAAAUCUGUGAUAAGGGCAUUUGAGGAUUUGGUUCUUGGUAACUAAUGCAAGUAUGAAGAGAAGUUUCCCGAAUAAUUCAACAGUUGGCGCUGAUUUAACAUGUUCCCACCCAGAAAAAGCUGUCUAACCUAGAUUCUGUCAACCUUCACUAAGUAAGAUGAUAGCAGUGACAUUAAAAUGCGAAAAUCAGCACCAAAUUUAGACGAAUGUAUUAUUUAAUUUGAUUUGUUUUUUCUGUUGUCUCUCAACUGUUAUAUUACUUACUGACAAGUAUAUCAAUGCAUGCAAUUCUGUUUUCAGUCUACAAUAUGUUCACAAUAGCUUUGGUGCCCUGAAUAUUGCCAGGCAUCUGAAAAUUAUUUUGACACAAAUAAAUUUUGGGGGAAUUUUAAAAAAAAAUUAUUCUGUAUUCAGCACUUUUUUUCCCCGAUUGAACAAUUUAGUUAAUCUAAAACAUCGUCCCUUUCAUCUACUGACCAUGGUUUUGAAGCCAUUUUGAAGAAGCAUUGCACAAUGGUAAUAGGUUGGUUGUUCUAAGUACAGUAUAAUUCAAAAAAUAAAGAUUUACUUACCACACCUUGUGUGUUUUUUUAAAUUAAAAGAUGCUUUCAGUGGAACAUCAGGGAUAAUUGGUUAGCGUUAAUUUAUCAGCCUUCAAUUGUACUUAUUCUUCACUUCUACAUGUCACUGCUUCUCAAGCAGCAGUAUGUUGAUGUUGAAUGUAGAAUAGCCUCUGCUUAAUGCUGAACUUCAUGGUGAUCACUAGUGGGAUUCAGAAGGUUGAAGUUAUGCGAUUUGCAUAAACAUGCAAUGGUUUUUUUUUUGAUAUUUUAAAACAGUGUGCUGACCUCUCACUGGGGUGAAUGUGCACUUAGAUUAUGGUCUAGUUAGAGGCAAUGGGCUUGGCAUUAUUCGAGUAUAAAAAGGAUAGGCAUAAUUUUAAAAGUAAGACAUAGUGUGGAAGUGGCGGUAAACCCAAAAAAAUGAGUCUUUUUAAUCGUUCAUAUCAACCAUGUAUUUAUGUAAUGACCUAAUUACUCUCACCACACAUCCCCAUUUAAAAAAAAACACAGGCCCAUCUAAGUAUGACUAUAACAUGAGUAUGUUGCUUUGUCCAUCUGACUAAAUCAUUUUUCCAUCAUUCACGGUUUGAGUAAUUUCAAACUGUAACCCUGUUCUGCAAAGAUCUCCAAUAAGAUUAAUCAGUUUGCAAGACUGAAUUGUUCAACUGUGUAACUAUUUGAAAGGUGUUCUUCAGCAAUUGCAGCAUAUAAAAUGAGAUGAAAAGAAAUAAGUGGAAACCCAGAUCACACAAGUUGCUGAUAUGUUGACAGCAUCAGUUUAUGUUAAGUCUCCUUUUUGAGCAUCUCUGCAAUCUUGCUUCUGGUCCUGGUUAAAUCAUGAAGCGUUUCCUGCAGAGAAGCACUGCAAAUGCACUCUGUUUCAAGCACGUAGAAAUGCAAGGCAAUUGCAACAGAUCUUUAGUAGGCAACAAAAGGAGACCUGUAACUCUGCACUUCUGUAACCUGAUAAAAUUGAGCUCUCUUGCUAGCAUUCUUCUUAUGGUGUAUGUAAAUAUUGUGUAGGGAGUAUAAUCAGUACAGUGAUGCACAAAAAUGAUCACCAAACUGGUAGUAAGUCCAGGCAUGAUGCUCCUAUUGUGGAGAAGAUAUUUGCGUAACUUGUAAAUGUACUAUAAAUAUAGCAGUUUCAAUGAAUAAAAUGGUUAACAAUUGAAA